Aspergillus tubingensis is the source of this 942-nucleotide messenger RNA. RefSeq names its product XPG domain containing family protein. The coding region runs from base 1 to 942 and encodes 313 amino acids. The record is from RefSeq and is a predicted model, not a curated record. NCBI's taxonomy places the organism in Eukaryota, Fungi, Ascomycota, Eurotiomycetes, Eurotiales, Aspergillaceae. The transcript is spliced from 2 exons.
AUGAAGGAGAGUAAAGCUCGGAAGAUAUUGAGGUCGCUGUACCUUGAAGUGGUCAGAGGAGAGCAUAGCACACCCUUCGUCUCUAAUUCGCCUGGCUCACAAGGGGACGUCAUGCCGCUGUUUCUGCAAGAACAUAACAUAACUCUAUCUUCUUGGGAUCUUGAGUCAAGCUCUGAAUACCCGUCAUCUGUACCGUUCGUUCGGCGUUCUCGGUCGUUUCUACAAGCCCACCCCACUACCUCUGAUCUUCCCUUCCCCAAGUACAUCCCACUGGCCGACAGAGACGAGGCUCGGGAAAAAGGGUGGUUGGUGACCGACGAAGAGAACUGUUCCUAUGAGGCUGCUCUUUUUUUUACCCAAUAUGCCACUGCCAAUCGAGUCUUCCACCGUCCGUACUCAUCACUGAUGGAUUUCUGCGAAGUACGCAAAAUGACGCCACCGAAUCCUUUCAUGAGUUACGCUACACAAAUUGGACAGUGUCCAUCUACAGGACGCUGCUGGGGCAUCCGUCUUUUCCUUGAGCCUCAGAUUCGCGAUACUCCACCACUUCCCCAUAUUGCCGCAGUGGCUUACCAGCCAAUGAAUGCCAGAGAUGGUUCGAUUUUGGGUGGUGAGCUCGCUACCAUCCUCAAUAUCAUGCGUAGUCGCGUCAAGGAGUUUAAAGUGGAAAGUGAAGAGAUGAUAGAAGGUCUUUCUGAUAUGAAUGAGCAAGAGCUUGAAGAUCUUUCCCAGAAGAGUCCAGCCUUCCCAGAUGAACAGAAGUUUCCAGUUCUACUUGUUUCAUUUGUGGGGCCACAGCAUGCACGACUGCUUUGUGCCUCCAUGUAUACACAUGCUCUGAUCAUUCACGUGUCGAAGCUUUAUAGCUUCGAGAGAGAGCAGGAUGCUCCGCUCGAUCUAUUUAUGUCUUGGCUGUUUGCGCGUCCUGUGGCGGGAGCCUAA